UUUGCUGUACACAAAACACAAAGAAAUAGGUAUAAAGGAAGGAGGCCACAAACUACUUUUACCACUUGGGGAGAGAAAGUGGUGUUUGGCAUAAGAACAAUAAUUUUGACCAUUGAUUGAGGGACAUGGUCAAUGACGAAUCACAUAGUCGUUUUGCUGAGGCAGCCUGCUGAAUUAUUCAUCCGGGAGUGAGGACGAAUCAACAACCGGAAUCGGUGAGAAUGGAUGAAGAAUCAUGCCCACCACUAGAACAUGACGUAAUUAAGGAUGAUGACGACGAUGACCAAGACAAAGGGAGCCAUGAAGAUCAGAUGACCACCUCGUCGACCAGCACGUUGGCAAAAUCUACUGUUGAUAAUUGUGGAACAGUGUUAGCCAUUUAUACUGAGGAUGCAGCCCCAGUAGAUUUUCAGGUGCCCUCCUCAGAUUCAGAGGAUGAUGAAAAUUUUGACCAACUGCUUCUCACGAGUCCUGCAGUCUCCACGGCUGCCUUCGUUGAAAAAGUGCCCUGUCCACUAUGCAAAAGGAAAAGACAACGCCUCACAUGCAAAGAGUGCCUUCGGAAAGGAGAUUUUUGUGUUCAAAAUAACAACUACAGAAAUGCACCACAGUCUAAAGAACGAUACUCGGAACUGAUGUCAAAAUUUCUAAUCACCCAACGUACUUUGCAAGGUUUGAAAAAACAGUGCUCCCUCUACACGGACAAGAAAGGCAGAAUUUCAAAAAUCGCUGACGAAAUCGACAAAUGCCAGGCUACAAUAGCUCUGCAGAAUCAGUUACGAGUUUCUUUACAUGCAAAAAUUCAAAAUGCAAAGAAAGAGAGCGCCAUGUUGAAAGGGAAAACGGAAGAGAAGUUAGCUAUAUGGCCAGUUUUCCGCAAGAGAUUAGAUAACAUGAAAACCCAAUAUGUUCACAGUUGCACAAAAUUGAAACGGUUUCACGAAGAAGUACAAAGACGUCAAGAAAACUUGAAACGAGGAACAAAAUCCAGAAUUAUUCAAUUAAGACAUCACGUUUUCCCAGUCGAAGAAGUAAAUCAGGGCAAUCGAAGUGGAUCCAAAGGUUUUGGAUCUGGAAAUACGGAUUCAUGGAGUGACGAAGAAGAUGACACUGUUCGAUCGUUAAUGGCUGCCAAGAGUAAUUACUGGAGCCGACCCGAUGAACUUGUUAGCUCUUUUGGUGCCUGUUACUCAAUCACCGGACCACAUGGACCCACAUUACCUGCUUCUGGGGACUACUCUGCUUACAACAUGUGGGCUGAACGAAACCAAACUCCGAGCGGGGUAACUUCCGGGGGCUCAACCCACCGAAAUCCUGCCCAUUGCAUUUCUGCGGCUUUAACUUACAGCACACAAUUUGUCAAUCUCAUUGCUUACUACCUCGACCUUCGGUUACCACACCGCCUCUCAUACAGUGAAUUUAGAAAUGGUGAUCUCGUGAACGGAAAAUUUAACAAGAAAGUUGCCAAGUUAAACGCAAACGUCAUUCAUCUGUGUUCUUCUCAAGGGAUUCAUGCAACUUCACUGCAACCAAGAAAAACCAUUUCGAAUUUACUUUUGCUAUUUGAUCCGGAGCAGGCAGAUUUAGGACGUAGGGGUCCAUUUGAAGUCGCUUCACAACUCGCAAAAUCGAUGGAGGAUUCAAUUGAAAAGGAUUUAGUGAUAUACGAGGAAGGAUCUUGUGACUCUGACACCGAGUGGAACGACUCAACAUUUCCAUCCGACUGGGAAACGAUAAAUCGUGCCGCUGUCUGCGAAGAGUUUAGCCUUCAAGAAAUGAAGGCAGCAGAAUGUGCGAGUCCAACCUUAUCCUUCACAACUGACAGUUUUUAUCGGUCAUCCAGUGCAAACAGUUUAGCUGGAACUGGACUGCUCUCCUCUGUUACUUCCUUUUUUCGGGGAUGGAACAAAUAAAUAAAAGCCUUACUCGCGUCCUCCACUAUAAAUAAUAAAACAUGAUAACCAUAUUAUACAUAGUCGGAUGAUAAUUAGUCUGUAUGGUGUUUACUACAUUUAUAAAUACGGCGGAUGACUUAAUAAAAUCGCAUUGAUCGUAAUUAA
Messenger RNA from Folsomia candida, 2060 nucleotides. It is a transcript of the gene Atg14, whose product is annotated as beclin 1-associated autophagy-related key regulator. The record is from RefSeq and is a predicted model, not a curated record. Gene Ontology annotation, biological process: autophagosome assembly; cellular response to starvation; mitophagy. Lineage: Eukaryota; Metazoa; Arthropoda; Collembola; Entomobryomorpha; Isotomidae. Gene Ontology annotation, cellular component: extrinsic component of phagophore assembly site membrane; phosphatidylinositol 3-kinase complex, class III; mitochondria-associated endoplasmic reticulum membrane contact site. The transcript has 11 exons. Bases 222 to 1913 code for a protein of 563 amino acids.